Messenger RNA from Moesziomyces antarcticus, 1611 nucleotides. Its product is annotated as guanyl nucleotide binding protein. Bases 1 to 1611 code for a protein of 536 amino acids. NCBI's taxonomy places the organism in Eukaryota, Fungi, Basidiomycota, Ustilaginomycetes, Ustilaginales, Ustilaginaceae. The transcript has 2 exons. The record is from RefSeq and is a predicted model, not a curated record. Gene Ontology annotation, molecular function: protein binding.
AUGCUCGCGGAUGCCGAGUCGCCGUCGGAAGGCAGCCGGACCAUCGCGGCGAUCGAGUCGGAGUAUCCGACGCCUCCGGAGCUCAGCAUUGCUGCGUGGCGCCGUCGUAUCUCUGAGCAGACAGAAGUGUCAUCGCCUCACCUUCUGGCCCGGCUCGACAGGCCUGCACUGCACGCAUCCUCACCAGCGGAGGGGCCGCGGCCGUCAUCGUCGGAAAGACCCCGCUGCGACUUUUACCGCCGAGCCAGCUGGGCGCCCGACGGCUCUGUGCUCUUGGCCAUCACAGAGUCACAACGAAAUCACAUCCUUGGAUGCUAUCCCUCGAAAGCGGAUGACCCGAGGCCGAGCACCAACGUCGAUGGCUGCCGAGGUGCGGUGGAGUUGCUGGGCGAGACGAAGGGCCCAUCGCCUCUCCUCGACGCGAUCUGGUAUCCAGUACCAGCAUUGGACUCUGCACACGGCACCGCCGAGGAGCAUGGGACUGGUCAGACAGAAGCAGCUGCGGUCGGGGCGACGCCGACCAUGACGUGGUGCUUUGCUGAAUCGCAUCGGGACCUUCCGACUCGACUCACGGCGAGCAGCACCGGCGAGGCGCGCGCGAGCUACUCGAUCAUGAACCACGUUGAGCGAUUCGUCGGUCCGCACGCGCUUGCCUUCAGCCCUGAUCUCUCGCGGCUCUACUGUGGCCUGUGGUCUGCUCUGGCUGCCUUUCCACUAUCGCGGCCGGGUCUCAACACGCAUUCGUCCCUGCCGCUCGUCGCAGGCAAGCGCUCCCGAGGCGGCCAGCGCGGCAUCAUAUCUGCGCUCACAACAGCGCCCGAUCCAGCCAACCCUGCACACGAUCUCGUGGCCGCAGCAACCUUCAGCGGCAGUGUGGGCAUCUACGACUUUGAUCCCACCGCGUUUCCCGAGCCUGCCGAACACACGGCCAGGCAUGACGAGGACAUGCUCGCGCAAACAUCGUGUCUGGCGGGGUGGAGCGAGAUCGAAGGCGAUGGCAUCACGCAACUCAGGUUUCAUCCGCUCACCCCGUAUGUGCUCUUUGUGGCGUCACGCCGCUCGAACCAUAUCUACGUAUAUGACAUUCGCUAUCUGAUGGGCGAUUCGGCAAGGUGGAAUUUUCGCCCCCUGAGCCAGCCAGCGCCGGGCGUGCGAUCGGCACAUUUGCUCGCCAAGCUGCACAGACCCGCAGGAGCCAGUGCACAGAGACUCUACUUUGACAUCGACUGGGCAGGCCGUUGGCUGGCUUCGGGAGAUGACGAAGGUGCGAUCCAUCUCUGGCGCAUCGACACCGGCCGCUUCAGCGACUCGGACGACGCAGCUGGCCAGGCUGAAAUCAAACCAGACUUGAGCUGGAUGGCACACCAAGAUGCGGUCGGGUCUGUGUCGUUCCAUCCUCACCAGCCGUGGCUGGCGUCCGUAUCGGGAUCGCGGCAUUGGCCGGAGGAUGGAGAAAGCGGCAGCAGUGAGUCUGAUCGAGACUCGUCGAAUUCCGACUCUGGAGUGGCCUCGGAUUCGUCCGCUGGCUCGGGCCGCUUGCGCGCAUGGCAGACGCGCGACAGCUCCCUCAAGAUUUGGGACUUUUCCGACCCAGACGUCCAAGCAAUCUAG